Molecule: messenger RNA, 5134 nt
Organism: Oncorhynchus gorbuscha (pink salmon)
Lineage: Eukaryota; Metazoa; Chordata; Actinopteri; Salmoniformes; Salmonidae
Product: synaptic vesicle glycoprotein 2A-like
Exons: 14
Coding region: 420-2630 (736 amino acids)
Biological process (GO): transmembrane transport; chemical synaptic transmission
Cellular component (GO): membrane
Molecular function (GO): transmembrane transporter activity
Source: RefSeq, a predicted model, not a curated record
GAUGCUGUGUGGUAGGGUAGCGUACGACGUCAGCCUUGUGCACACAACAGGGUUAUGUUGUAUUCUAAACUGGGUAGGUGACCACAGAACAAUUUUCAUAGACCGGAUUUAACACAUUUUGAUUUUUUUAAAACACGGUGACAACCUUAUUAACAAAUAAAUACAGUUGAGGUCGACUGGAAAAACGCCAACCUUCUCUACCAAAGGCUGGAGAGGACAGAUCCCUUUGCCUUGAUGAAGGCUGUAUUUUGAACCAAUGUCUCAAUUUGGAGGAAGAUAUUCUAUCUGUAGCUGAUAAAGGAGCUGUCCGUGGCGCUGAAUUCCAGAUCCACAGAGAUCCCCAGUUCACACCCAUGCCCUUGUGCCACUCCUGAUAUCUCCCGUUCCUAGCAGCAACCAACCUCACCGCCAGAGCCAAGAUGGACGACGGCUACGGACAAGACGGACGUCAGGACUUCAUCCGCGGUGCCAAAGACAUCGCCAAGGUGGUGAAGAAGCAGGCGGGCAAGAAGGUGGGCCGCGGUGUGGACAAAAUGGCCGACGAGUACACCAAGCGCUCAUACAAGCGCUUCGAGGAAGAGGACGAGGAUGACGACUACCCCGUGCAGCAGAGCCAAGAUGGCGACGGCUACUACCGCAAUGACAGCCGGGCCAACGACGACGAGGGCGGCCACAGCGACUCCACGGAAGGUCACGACGAAGACGAUGAGAUCUACGAGGGAGAGUACCAGGGGAUCCCCCGGGCGGAGUCCGGCAAAACGGGUCCGGGGGACGGGAUGGCCCCCCAAGCUCAGAUCAGGGACCUGGCCCAGUUCGAGGCGGAGAGGAGGAAGGAUCAGGAGGAGUUGGCCCAGCAGUACGAGACCAUCCUGCAGGAGUGUGGCCAUGGGAAGUUCCAGUGGACGCUGUACUUUGUGCUGGGGCUGGCCCUCAUGGCAGACGGUGUGGAGAUCUUCGUGGUGGGCUUUGUGCUGCCCAGCGCAGAGAAGGACAUGUGUCUGUCAGAGGAAAGCAAGGGCAUGUUGGGUCUUAUUGUGUACCUGGGGAUGAUGGUGGGGGCCUUCCUGUGGGGCGGCCUGGCCGACCGGAUUGGACGGCGACAGACCCUCCUCAUCUCCCUCUCCAUCAACAGUGUGUUUGCCUUCUUCUCCUCCUUCGUUCAAGGAUACAGCUCCUUUCUUUUAUGCCGUCUGCUCUCCGGUGUGGGUAUCGGUGGCUCCAUCCCCAUCGUGUUCUCCUACUAUUCUGAGUUCCUGGCCCAGGAGAAGAGAGGAGAGCACCUCAGCUGGCUCUGCAUGUUCUGGAUGAUCGGUGGCAUCUACGCCUCUGCCAUGGCCUGGGCCAUCAUCCCCCACUAUGGCUGGAGUUUCCAGAUGGGCUCUGCGUACCAGUUCCACAGCUGGCGUGUCUUUGUGUUAGUGUGUGCCUUCCCCUCUGUGGCAGCCAUCUCUGCCCUCACCACAAUGCCCGAGAGCCCACGCUUCUUCCUGGAGAAUGGGAAACACGAUGAGGCUUGGAUGAUUCUGAAGCAGGUCCAUGACACCAACAUGAGGGCGAAGGGCUACCCAGAGAGGGUCUUCUCUGUGACCACCAUCAAGACAGUUAAGCAGAUGGAUGAGCUGGUGGACAUGGGAGAGGGCACCGCCUGGCACCAGAAAUGGAGGAUGAAGCUGGCUGACCUGUUCAACCAGGUGUGGAGCAACUUCCUGGCCAUAUUCUCUCCUGAGUACCGCCGCACCACUCUCAUGAUGAUGGCUGUGUGGUUCUCUAUGUCGUUCAGUUACUAUGGGCUGACGGUGUGGUUCCCUGACAUGAUCAAGUAUCUCCAGAAGCAGGAGUACUCCUCGCGCACCAGGGUCUUCAUCAAGGAGAAGGUGGAGCACGUCACCUUCAACUUCACCCUGGAGAACCAGGUGCACCGCAAUGGAGAGUACUUCAACAACAAGUUUAUGAAUCUGAAGAUGAAGUCUAUGGUGUUCGAGGAUUCUCUGUUUGAGGAGUGCUACUUUGAAGACAUCACCUCCAGCAACACCUUCUUCAAGAACUGCACCUUCAUCGCCACCCUCUUCUACAACACAGAUCUGUUCAAAUACAGGCUGAUCAACAGCAAACUGGUCAACAGCACCUUCCUGCACAACAAGGAGGGCUGCAUGCUUAGCGACUUCAGCGACGAGAACAGUGCCUACAUGAUAUACUUUGUCAGCUUCCUGGGCACCCUGGCUGUGUUGCCCGGCAACAUCGUGUCGGCGCUGCUCAUGGACAAGAUCGGACGGCUGAGGAUGCUGGCGGGCUCAAGUGUUAUCUCUUGUGUCAGCUGUUUCUUCCUGUCGUUUGGCAACAGCGAGUCGGCCAUGAUCGCUCUGCUCUGUCUGUUUGGGGGCAUCAGCAUCGCCUCCUGGAAUGCCCUGGACGUGCUGACGGUGGAGCUUUACCCCUCUGACAAGAGAUGCACAGCGUUUGGCUUUCUAAACGCCCUCUGUAAGCUGGCAGCCGUGUUGGGCAUCAGCAUCUUCACCUCUUUCGUGGGCAUUACCAAGGCUGUGCCCAUCCUGUUCGCCUCCGGGGCGCUUGCAGCGGGCAGCUUCCUGGCGUUCAAGCUGCCGGAGACGCGGGGCCAAGUGCUGCAAUAGUGUGACCACACCCCUAGGGGGCGACAUGGGGGGUCAGAAUGAGUAAGCCACACUGUGAACAACAAGUAGCCCAAGAAACCCCUAAACUCUGCCCUGUACGCCCCAUUGAAGUCAGAGCCUAUUCACAGGAAUUAGUUCAAUGCAGAUGCUGCACAGAUCUACUAAGCUGUAAAUAUUGUGGAUUGCCUGAUAUUGGAUGUACUGUUUAGAUAGACACAUCUCUAUACUACUAAGAUCUGUGGAACUGUGCUGCCGAUGCUUGACAUUGAUCCCUAUGAAUAGGCUGUGAGUUGGUAGAGAAAGGGAAGUGCAACCAAACUAUGCCCCUAGACCAACAGAAGCUGUUCCAACUUGAAUCCUUGUUCAGUGCAAUCUUAAUCACUGAGUGUAUGUGUUUAUGAGGGUUGAGGAGGUAGUUUAGAUGCAGGUCCCCAAAAUGAAGACAGAUUACUGGGGUUAUGGGGUAGGGACAUGGGGUCUAGUUUAUGAGCCAUGCCAAUAGCCCGUAAUAGAAAUGACCACUAGCCAUCCAAUCCAUAUUCACACCAAUUUCUCUGAUAAGCUCAGCUCACUUCCCAUCUACAUGUGUCUACAUGGCUAUGGUAGAACGUCAGUCAUAAAUUAUACGUUAUGCCUUGAUUUGAACCAUUUUUGACUUAAUGGGUAAACCAAAACAUUCAGUUAAACCAAGGCCUCCUCAUUUUCAUACCUUCCAAGGUCUUGUGUUUAUUUUAUGUACAAAAUAACUGCCAUUUUAUAGGUUUUUAGAACAUUCCAGGUUGACUUUUCAUUGUGGUUUGAAUGAGACUGUUGAGAAACGUGAUCUGUUGAGCUUUUUCCCUUUAAAACAUUCUUUCGAGCCGUUCUAUAUCUCAAUCAAUCAUAAACGGCUGCUCAAAUCAAUCCUUCACAUCUCCAUUUCUGACAGUGUUGAAAUUUGUUCAGCCCACAUUGUUCGCCAUGUACAUUUUAGAACAGCACUUUUGUUCAAACAUUCCACAUUUAAAGCACAAAUGUUUGCUAAUGCAAAUAGGACUGUUGUCACAAUUUGUUUUCAAUAGUUAUUAUUAUUGUCACGUUUUAAACAAACGUUUAAAAGCCCACGGUUCAAGCGUCGUUCUUGCUUCAUGUAUCCUGUAGUAACAAAUGUCUUCUUUGUUCCAUCUGUCAUAGGUUUUAUGUUUUCCUCUUAGAAGAUGUGUUUUUGGAAAGUGGUAUGCAUAAGUGAAUUCGUGGACAAUUUGCCAGAAAGAUAGAACACAAUACGAAAAUGGCAUUGAAGUGUAUCAUGUUACUGUAGAUCAAUAAGUCAGAUGUUAGAUGCUGAAUCCAUGUCCUUUUCACGAGAGAAAUCACACUGCCUAUGAUAUCAUUUGCCUGUUCUAACAUUGACCUUGGAUUUCAGGAACAUUCUCGCAACCCUUAAACACAUCAAACCACUUUAAUGUGCACAACUGAAACAUACGUUUUCAUUUUUUGUGAUAUUGUGAAACAGGAACUAGAUGUUCAAAGUGGAGCGAAAAUCCUCAAAAUAAUGAAGUUGAAAAGAAGACACAAAGAUAUGGAAAGGAUGUAGUAAACUUCCGUGAAACAUUGCAACAAUAUUUUCAGUAGAUUCCAUUUGAUAUUUAUUUUGAGUUUGAAAGAUAUUAAGAUAUAUUUCAUAUUUAUUUAUUUAAGAUAUAUUUACUUUUGGGUGCAAUGUGUUUCAAAAGAGACUAUAGUGGUAAGGACAUAUAUGCACUGUCAUUAAAUACUAUCAUGUACAUCAUAGCCCAUAUUUUAUUAUUUAUUUUGAUAUGGGUGUGAGACUGCUUGUUUGCCUGUGCAAUAUUGAACUUUGACCUGCAAUAUUGAUGUGUUUUUUUUUGUGGAUUCUUGAUAGCUUGUUUAUUAGUUGUUUUAUUCGAUAUUUGGAGUAUGAUUAACUGAUGUGGCGAUACAAGUAAAAGCUGCUUUAUUGAUCGGAUGAUCAAAACGACAAUUAAACCUCGAUGAGAUGGGGAACAUUAUUGGAUGCUUAUGGGAAACAUUUCACAGAUCAUUGAAAUAGAAGUAGUAUAACUUUCCUUUGAUUUCCACCAUUGAAGCUUAGAACAUCAUGAUAUAUGGGUAUAUUUUAACAUGUUACACACCUCCGCUGAGGUUUUUAAUCGUACAUGAUAGACUUGGACUAAACACUCUGCUAAGGGCAGUGUCCUCAUGGGAUAUCUGAUCCAUAGAUUUCCUGAACAUUGGUUUGGUACCAAACAACGUUUCACAUUCCCCUUAUAGCAAGCACAUUGAUCAAGUGUGGUAUGUUCACAAUUGCAUGUUACAAAGAAACAAACUCAGAAAAGCAACAAAGCACUGAUUCAGCAACAAAGGAAAUGAUCAUAAACUGCCAUUUUUUUAGGAUAGCAGCCAUAUGUAGACUUAACAGCAUUCUAGAUAUAGACUGAUCCAUUGCACUAAAUGUACCUAGCUGUACAUGCACAGUUGUUAAUGCCUUGCAUUCUUCAAAA